GCUGCUGCUAGCCCCAGCGGCCUGACCGUCCCUCGUACAGGAACCGUUAGCCGAAUUGCAUCCAUCUCCGCCGCCUCCAUGACGCCGGUUACAACUGCGCCGAAGGUAUUGGCGGAACCUGCUGUGCCCCCGUGCUGUGCUGCCGCUUCCAUGCUUUCCUCCCAUUCCGCCUCCUCAUCUGCCACCACCUCGACGGGCCCAACCGGCAGCCACGAGGAAUUGCUCUCCUCCGAUGCAGUUCCACAGGCCGCACUCCACGAGACGAUUGAGUCCUAG
Dibothriocephalus latus is the source of this 276-nucleotide messenger RNA. Lineage: Eukaryota; Metazoa; Platyhelminthes; Cestoda; Diphyllobothriidea; Diphyllobothriidae. The record is from the annotation of a GenBank genome assembly.